AUGCCAACUAGUAGACGUCACGAGAUUAACAUUCGGUUAGCUAUUGGUGGUACCUUAUGUGGAUUAGGCCGUGCUGGAAUGUUGAAGUUGCUGGGUGCUUUAAAUCUGCCAUCACCAAUUCAGGAACACAAGUACCAUGAGACACAACAAUUUAUUUUAAAUUAUGUUGAAAAAGCUCAAGAACAAUCAAUGAUGUGUGCUACCGAAGAGGCUGUCAUUCAAGCUGGUAGUGUACGAGAUUUAGUAGUAAGCGGUGAUGGAGCAUGGCUUACCCGCGGAUACUCUAGUCUUCACGGAAUCGCCGCUUUAUGUUCAACGACUGCCAAUCCAAAAGUUAUAGAUGCUACUUGGUGUUCUAAAACGUGUAUUAAAUGUCAAGGAGCCGAAAGCAUACGCCAUGCUAAUCCUGAUUUAUUUAGAGCAUUUCAAGAGAAUCAUGAAUGUCAGUUGAAUUUCACAGGAUCGUCAGGUGUGAUGGAAAAACAAAUGAUUUAUGAAAUGUUUUGUCGAUCAGUAUCAAAAUAUAACGUUAGAUAUAUUUCAUAUGUUGGAGAUGGUGAUGCUAAGGUGCAUAGUUUUCUAACGAGCAAUCCUACAUAUCCUGGUGUUACAAUAAAAAAGCUUGAAGAUACAAAUCACUUUGCUAAACGAAUGUUGAGUCGUAUCAAAAAGAUCAAGCAAGAGAAUAAAAAUGAAAUUUUGUCUGACGGUAAAAGAUUUAGUGGUAAAGGACGAAUGACUGAUGCUCAUGCAAUCAAACUUAAGAUUUAUUUUGCUAAAGCUAUACGCGAAUCUAAGACUGAUUUAGAUAAGCUUUAUCAAAAAUCGUGGGCUAUUUUCAAACAUCAUUAUUCGACGGACAAGGAACCAAUGCAUGACUGGUGCGACCCUCAAUGGUGCAAGUACCUGCAGGCAAAGUUAAAUGGUCAACAAUUUUCUCAUAAUUCAAAAUCAACCAUUCCAAGAGCAUGCUUGGAUAUGAUCAAGCCCGUAUUUCACGAGUUAUGUUCUCGAACUAGUUUGGCACGUGUAGUGGGUGGUGGAUCACAAAAUGCCAAUGAGGCUUUUCACUCACUCCUGUGGACAAUGGUUCCUAAACACCGCUUCUGUUCAUCAAUCAUCCUUCGUAUUGCAUUAGGUUUAUCCACAAUCAUUUAUAACGAUGGUUAUGAUGUUUUGGACAGAUUAUUUACAAGCAUUUUCUCGUCUACAGGAUAUUAUUCUGCUGAAUGUUUUAGUCGUCUUAGUUCGAUGAGAAAAAAUUUUAAUUCAAUAUUAAAAAACAGACGUAGGAAAAGAACAACAGCAGCAGCAACUGCAAUAACAACAACUGCUGCUACCAAUGAUUAUUCCAGUGAAAGCUAUGAUGAAAUGCUACUCACUCCUAAUGAUAAAGAUUCUGUUGAUAUUACUCAAGAUUUAAUAGACCUGGACCUGUCAGAUGAUGAUACAAUUGCUGACUAUGAACCUGGGGGAGAUGAUUAG
Rotaria sp. Silwood2 is the source of this 1485-nucleotide messenger RNA. The record is from the annotation of a GenBank genome assembly. Lineage: Eukaryota; Metazoa; Rotifera; Eurotatoria; Philodinida; Philodinidae.